Molecule: messenger RNA, 2870 nt
Organism: Misgurnus anguillicaudatus (oriental weatherfish)
Lineage: Eukaryota; Metazoa; Chordata; Actinopteri; Cypriniformes; Cobitidae
Gene: hcrtr2
Product: hypocretin (orexin) receptor 2
Biological process (GO): feeding behavior; circadian sleep/wake cycle process; G protein-coupled receptor signaling pathway
Cellular component (GO): plasma membrane
Molecular function (GO): orexin receptor activity
Source: RefSeq, a predicted model, not a curated record
AACUACAAAACUAAGGACACAAACAUAUAAAAUGUAACAAUCACAUUUACAAUGACAAAAACUAGGCUUCCAAUGAGGUGAAAUUGUAUCAGUGUCCUCAGCUUCUGAAGCAUCUUCUUCACUUGAAUAGCAACAUCCACACGAGAUGCUCUGGAAGGUGUCUGUAGGUGUGCUCUGCUCCUGAAUCUUGGUAACUAAUUGGUUAUACGCACAAAGGUUCACAAGGCGUCACGGCGCACUCCGACUCUCAUUUUCUUUCCCGUCUCUCUCUCUCUCUCUCUCUCUCACUCACUCUCUCUAUCUCUUUCUCUCUCUCUCUCUCCGCUUUAUUCACGCGGUGUGAGUCUUCCGCGAUGCAGAGAGAGACCCUGGGAGCGCGCAGAAAAUGUCCGGGACCACCGUCAAUUACGCCAGCUGUAAUGACUGUCUGCCAUCAGCGCAGCACGCAAACUCCACGGACAUGUACGCACAUCCCCACUUGGAUGAAGAUGAUGAACUUCUGAAGUACAUCUGGAAAGAAUACUUGCAUCCCAAACAGUAUGAAUGGGUGCUCAUAGCUGGAUAUAUUAUCGUUUUCCUCGUGUCUCUGGUCGGAAACACCUUGGUUUGCUUUGCAGUUUGGAAAAAUCAUCACAUGCGCACAGUGACCAACUACUUUAUCGUGAACUUGUCCUUUGCUGACAUUCUGGUGACAAUCACGUGUCUUCCUGCAAGUCUUGUGGUGGACAUUACAGAAACCUGGUUCUUUGGACAGACCCUCUGUAAGAUAUUACCAUAUUUACAGACAAUCUCUGUGUCUGUGUCCGUCCUGACGCUAAGCUGCAUUGCCCAGGAUCGCUGGUAUGCUAUCUGCCAUCCCCUGAAGUUCAAGAGCACUGCCAAACGAGCCCGCAAGAGUAUCGUCUUUAUCUGGCUGGUUUCCUGUGUGAUCAUGAUUCCUCAAGCCAUAGUUAUGGAAUGCAGCAGUUUGCUCCCAGAGCUCACCAACAAAACCAACCUAUUCACUGUGUGUGAUGAACACUGGGGAGAUGAAAUCUACCCAAAGGUCUACCACACCUGCUUCUUUAUUGUCACUUAUUUUGCUCCGUUAUGUUUGAUGGUUUUGGCAUACAUUCAAAUAUGCCAUAAACUCUGGUGUCAACAGAUUCCUGGAACAUCAUCUGUGCUUCAGAGGCAAUGGAGGUCGCUGCAAUGUACAACCCAGUCUACAGGUUCUGGAGAAUCAGUUAAGGUCAGAACCAGCACCGUUUCAGCUGAAAUCAAACAGGUUAAAGCCAGACGAAAGACAGCGCGUAUGCUGAUGGUGGUACUGCUUGUCUUUGCCCUCUGCUACCUGCCCAUUAGUGUCCUCAACAUCAUGAAAAGAGUAUUCGGGGCUUUUAAGAACACAGGUAAUAGGGAGACUGUGUAUGCCUGGUUCACCUUUUCACAUUGGCUUAUUUACGCCAAUAGUGCCGCCAACCCAAUUAUCUACAAUUUUCUAAGCGGUAAAUUUCGGGAGGAGUUCAAAGCGGCAUUUAUCUGUCAUUGCUCUGGCAGAGAUGAGACGCACAAGGACAGAGUUCGAGGAAGAACCAGCACAGAUAGCCGCAAAUCUCUCUCCACUCAAGUAAACAAUCUUGACAACAUCUCACGGAUAUCCGAUCAGGCCGUGUAGCAUCGUAGCUGGGAAGAUUAAUUCAACAACUGCUGACCACCAACCCAAACCCAGAACAUCUGUGUGCCAUAUGCUUUGACCUGUGAAAUGAAACUUUGAAAAGGCCCAUUAGCCUCAGAAAAUUACACACAUUUUUCUGUCUCAAAUAAGAGCGCACAAACCUUCAGCAGAAUUGACAUUUUUACCCUCUGAUGCGAGAGUUAUUUUCUGCUCACAGCUUGAUUGGGGUACAGCCACAGGUGAUGAACCUUAUAAUCCUUCAAGAUGAUGUGCGUGAAGAAUCAUCUCUGAAAACAUGUUACCAUGAGUCGAAUAGGUGACACCGAAUAGGUUAUUCGGAAAGGCACAGAUAAUCAAAUAACAAAUUCUACUAAAUAAUUUGAAGGAAAUUGACCCUGAGGUACCCCAUACUUUUCUAUAUUGUUUUAGUAUUUAAAUUUGAAAUACAUAAGCUAUUAAGAAGCAGCAUGAGGACUGCUGACUGUCCUCUAACUGUGUCGUGUGUGUCCAGGUCUACCAAAAGAACAGAAAUAGAGGAAAUAUAUAUAUAAAACGGAAAUAUAAUACUAUCGUUUCCUCACCCCAGUGUUUGUUCUUGGAACACACUAUUUCCAAGAGUCUAUGUUUGUCCAUGCAGUGGACCAGAAUUGAGCUUUUAAAUUAUUGACAGGCACCAAAUGACUACAAAACUAGUCUAUCUCAAUGUUUCUGAAGACAGCAACAGCUUUCGUUGAGGAAUGGAUCAUUUCAUCAUCUUCUCAUCAUGAGAAAACUGUUUGUUUGAGUUUAUUUAUUUUUCAGUCUAAAUGAAUCAUUGAUGAAUAGUACUGAUUUGAUUUUCGAGUUCAGCUGAUCCUGCUGUUUUAGCUCUUUUCCAUAAUAGUAACAAUUUUCCUUUCAAAUGCAAUAUACGUUUUUUAAUGAGGAUAUAUUUUAGAAAGAUUUAUUUUAUUAUAAAAUUAACUCUUCCAUGAGUUUCAGUAAACAAGGCAUAUUUGUUGAAUUAAAACCACAAAUAGAACAGAAUUUCACCAAUGUGUUUCAUCCGAAUAAAGAUACAGAUCAUUUUGAGGAUUAUGUCACCCCUAAUUGCAGUAUGAUUCACUUUAGGGGUUUUCACACUGCGCUUAACCCUGGGUUAUCUUCAUUCUAAACCCCGCUUUUAACCCUGGCUUAAGGAGCGUUUCACACCUGUAAUUUGAAUGCGGUGUUA